Saccostrea cuccullata (small rock oyster) is the source of this 739-nucleotide messenger RNA. RefSeq lists its product as uncharacterized. Bases 166 to 669 code for a protein of 167 amino acids. The record is from RefSeq and is a predicted model, not a curated record. The transcript has 6 exons. NCBI's taxonomy places the organism in Eukaryota, Metazoa, Mollusca, Bivalvia, Ostreida, Ostreidae.
AGCUGACUAAAUAUAAUGUUUCUUGUUAACACGUAUCACGGACUUCAAUCGCAGGAAACAAGACAAGGCUGUAUGAUUUAUUACGUGUGGUCACUCUCUUUCGUCCUGUCCGGCAAAGCGAGGAAGAGGCGGGACCACGGUCAUCAUAAAAACAUUCAUCCAUAAAUGCCAAACAUACUGGAUAACUAUUAUAAACCAAACAUCAUGAGAACUCAAAUAGUGAUUACAAUUGCCAUACUGUGUCUUACGUGUGUAUUAUGCCAGAAAUCCACAGUGGCAGAGUGUGAUCCUCCUUGUAAGGCUGGGACAGAGACGUGUGUCCGACUCUCCAGAUGUAAAGGGAAGAAAUGUAACAUGUGUGCAGAGACGCCUAGCAUACAAACUGCCAAACCUGCAAGUGUGCAACUUCCUGGAUUCGGGGAUUUACAAAAACAGCAGCUACAAAUGUUGCUGCAAGCUAAAAUGUUGCAGCAACAACAGGGUAAAGCCACUGCAGCAACAGAUUCGGUUUUUACGGAGACUGUGACGCAGCCUCCUGCUGAUUGGUCAUCCAUGUUUGCCGGAAAUACAGCAAACACCGGAAAUACGGGUUCAAAUUCUUUCACUGUGAACGAUUACUUUUUAUCGGGUUACCUUUUUGACGGAUUUGGCAUGGGAUUUAUGGCUUAAGGAAGAAAAACCCAACGACAUCUGCAUCAACUCUUUCAUUUCUUUCACACAUUCAUUAAUAUUGUCACCA